ACCAGACAGAAAGCAAAAGAUAUAACCUAUAGAAAGGCCAGCCAUUGCCUUGGGCUACAGAAAAAACAAAAGAGAAAAGAAAAAGGAAUUUUGCAUUAAGCCCAGAGCUGAAAAGAGAGCAAAGAAAAACUGAGGAAGAUGGUGCCCUCAACAAUGACUGAGAUGUGGACAACAUUGGGCUCAACCAUUGCCAGCAUCAUGUUCGUGUGGGCUAUAGUUCGGCAAUAUUGCCCUUACGAGGUACGCUAUUACUUUGAAAAAUAUACACAGAGAAUCAUGGGGGUUUUCUACCCAUACGUCAAGAUUUCAAUCCAUGAGUUCACUGGAGAUCACCUCAAGCGCAGUGAGGCAUAUGUUGCUGUUGAGGCUUAUCUCAGUGCCAACUCUUCCAAGACUGCAAAAAGGCUUAAAGCUGAGAUGGGGAAAGAUAGUACCAACUUGGUUCUGAGCAUGGAUGAGUAUGAGAGAGUGACGGAUGAGUUCAGAGGUGCUAAAGUCUGGUGGGUUGCAAGCAAAGUUGUGUCACCAACCAGGCCUAUGUCAUAUUAUCCGGAACAGGAGAAAAGGUAUUACAGGCUUACAUUUCACAAGCGGUACAGGGAGAUGAUAACUGGGGCGUACUUGGAACAUGUGGUGAAGGAAGGGAAGGAAAUCAGGAUGAGAAACAGGCAGAGGAAGCUUUAUACCAAUAGUCCUGGAUAUAAGUGGCCAAGCUAUAAGCAGACUAUGUGGAGUCAUAUUGUGUUUGAGCAUCCGGCAACAUUCGAGACAAUGGCGUUGGAGCCAGAUAGGAAGCAAGAGAUUAUUGAAGAUCUUGUGACUUUUAGCAAGAGUAAAGAAUUUUAUGCGAGGAUUGGGAAGGCCUGGAAAAGAGGUUAUCUUCUUUAUGGGCCUCCAGGGACUGGGAAAUCGACUAUGAUUGCUGCAAUGGCUAAUUUGUUGAAUUAUGAUGUUUAUGAUCUUGAACUUACUGCUGUGAAGGAUAACACAGAGCUGAGGAAGCUGUUGAUUGAGACAACCAGUAAGUCCAUUAUAGUAAUUGAAGAUAUAGACUGCUCGCUUGACCUUACAGGUCAAAGGAAGAAGAAAGCGGAGAAACCUUCGGAAGAUGAGAAGGAAAAGAUGGAUAAAGAGAGGAAAGAACCAAAGGAAGAAGGCGGCAGCAAAGUGACUCUUUCAGGGCUAUUGAAUUUUAUAGAUGGACUCUGGUCUGCUUGCGGGGGAGAGAGGUUGAUCGUCUUCACCACCAAUUAUGUGGAGAAGCUCGAUCCGGCUUUGAUAAGAAGGGGUAGGAUGGACAAACAUAUUGAGCUUUCGUACUGUACGUUUGAGGGAUUCAAAGUGCUUGCAAAGAAUUAUCUGAAUCUGGAAACUCAUCCAAUGUUUGAUGCAGUUCAUACUUUGAUGAAGGAGACCGACAUCACACCUGCAGAUGUUGCAGAGAACCUGAUGCCCAAGUCUCCGUUAGACAAUGUUGAGAAAUGUCUUUCAAGCUUGAUUCAAGCUCUUGAGGAAGCCAAGGAAGAAGCUGUCAAAAGGACCGCAGACAAAGAAGCAGACAGAAAGAUAGCAGAGCAGGAAGAAACAACUUCCAAGCAAAUUGAGGAUCCUGUUCCUGCCAAUGAAAAUGCUGCUCAAUCCCAAGAGAACAAUGUGACAGAGAAGCCUUAGUGAACCAAUGAUGUAACCAGGUUCCAGAUUGAUUUCAAAACAAAAUUUUACUGAUUCCAGAUUCAUGCAGUGAUUAUUAGAAGGAAUUCUAUUUACCACGUUCAUCUAGUGAUUAGAAUGGGUAGUGGUUACACAAGCAGGUUUAUUUAGGCAACUUGACCAUAAUAUGGAUGUUCAGGAAAAACAUGUCAGAAUUCAGCACAAUGUAAUAACAAUUAUGGUAGUUUUUACAGAGUGAAAAACUAAUGAACGGGUAA
Messenger RNA from Durio zibethinus, 1928 nucleotides. The record is from RefSeq and is a predicted model, not a curated record. Lineage: Eukaryota; Viridiplantae; Streptophyta; Magnoliopsida; Malvales; Malvaceae.